This is a messenger RNA of Ilex paraguariensis (yerba mate), 2182 nucleotides long. The record is from the annotation of a GenBank genome assembly. NCBI's taxonomy places the organism in Eukaryota, Viridiplantae, Streptophyta, Magnoliopsida, Aquifoliales, Aquifoliaceae.
CUUUUCCCUUUUCCCUUUUCCCUUUUCCCUUUUCUCUUUUCUCCUGAACUUUUGAUAAAAAAAUCCAGAGUCCUUUUGAGGAAAGGAAAUUUAGAGCCAUUUGAACUGGUCAGGAAUUGAUUUGUCUAUGCCUCUAUAUAAGUUCCCCCUGACCUUCUGACAAUAAUUCAUCUCUCUUUGUCUCAGUCAAAAAUUCUCUCUUUUCCUCACCAUUUCCUCUUUGUAUCUCCUCUCUUUCCUACAAACUUCUCCACUGAAAAAACCAUUUUCCUCAAUUUUAAAAAGCUUCACUGUCUCUCUCCCACUCCUCGUUGGCAACCACUCUUAUCCACCCAUUUCAAAACUUGAUCUGAUCAUAUGCUAUUUGAGCUCAUUUCACACUACCCAAUUUGAUUUCAGUUAGUAAUUUCAUGUGUUUUUCAAUCUUCUUCCUCUCUGUUUCUCUUUCCAGUACUUCCUUUCCUCCAACCCAUUUGCUCAUUGCUUUGUCUUCUUCUAAUCUUUAGCCUCAAUUGUAUAAUGUUGCCUACUUGACAUAAUCUAAAUAGCUCUUCACACUCAAUUUCCUCCAAACAAGGGUAAGUUGUCUGUAUCUCAUUCUCUCUCGACCUCGCUAUAUCGAGAGCCUCGUGGACCGAUCAACCUCAUCCACCUCACCACGGUUGUUUCUAUUCAAAGAAUAGUUUAAUCUUUGUGGAGUUUUUGAAAUGGAAAAGGCCUGUAAUUGGGAGCAAGAGACUCUCAUAAAUGAGCUAAACCAGGGGAGGGAGCUAGCAAACAAGCUCAAGAACUACCUUGACACAAUGAAAUCAACUGAAAGCUGUGAAUAUUUGCUUCAAAAGAUAGUUUCUUCCUAUGAUAAAGCACUUUCAAUGCUCAAAUUGAGUGCUUUAGUCGGAGAGACUUUUCCAGUGACCGGAAUGUUGGAGUCCCCUCAUUCCACUGCUGGGAGUCCGAGGAGUGAGGGCUCUGACAGGGAUUGUAAGGAUCAAAGCAACAAAAUUAUCUUCAAAAAAAGGAAGAUAUUGCCGAGAUGGAGUGAGAAAGUCACGAUAUGCUCCGGAACAGGGCUUGAAGGUCCUAUUGAUGAUGGUCAUAGCUGGAGAAAAUAUGGGCAGAAAGAUAUCCUAGGAGCUAAUUUUCCAAGAGCCUAUUAUCGAUGCACCCAUCGCCAUGCUCAAGGCUGUUUGGCCACAAAGCAAGUGCAAAGAUCAGAUGAAGACCCAUCACUCUUUGAGAUUACAUAUAGAGGCAGACACACUUGCAUCCAAGCCUCACAUUUGACUCCCAAAUUUGCCUCACUGGAAAGAAAAAGCCCAAAACAGAACAAUGCUCACUCUCAGCCACAGCAGCAAGAAGAAAUUCAAAGACAAUCACAGGAGAUAAAAGUAAACUUUGGUACUGGCCUUAAAGUUGAAAUUGAACCUGGUGAAUUGGGCAUUCGAAAGGAAAUUUUUCCCUCCUUUUCCUUCCCUUCCACACCCAUUGAGCCCGAAAAUUUGGAAAACCAUUUUUUCCUGGAGGCUAUGAAAGAAAACAAUUUCAUGGGUACUUAUUCUCCCCCCUUUAUAUCUCCCGCAACAUCCGAGUCCAAUUACUUCCCAUUGUCACCUCAAGAGAUGAACAAUUUUGGAAUCGGCCACCAUUUGCAAAGCUCAGAAUCCGAUCUUACUGAUAUAAUCUCAGCCCCAACAUCAGGCACCAAUUCACCAAUUGGGAAUUUGGAUUUCUCACAUGAUCAAGUGGAUUUUGAUCCUGAUUUCCCAGACAUCCUUGCAUACUUCUCCUAAAGAAAGAUGAAAUAAAAAACUGCACAUGUUGAUCAUAGGCGGGCACUGAAUGUUAGAUGAGAAAUGUUUUUACCAGUAGUUAAUAGUUUCCAUAUGUAGUGCUAUAUGGGACUCUCCUAUGCUGUUGGGCAAGGGUAUUCUCUUUGCUUAGAAUUUGAAAAUAAUGGGCAACUCUGUUCCAAUUUUCACUGCAGUAUUUCUCAGUUUUUCUUGUAGAUUUGUACUUUUUGUUUUUUGGCAGAGAAAGAAUAGAGCAAAUGUUUUAACGAAUCGAAUUAAGUUCUUGCUCAAUUGUAAGAAUUUCCGUAGUUUUCAGUUUUAAUUAGUUUCUUUGUUUGAAGAUUAUCUUAUGUCAUGAGCCAAAGAAUAACAGUUACUAAUACAUGUUUCAC